UUAUAUCACAUGAUUAUUCAUUGCACACAUAUACAAACAUACAGAUAUGUAACAUGUAAAUCAAGACAUCAUUAAUUGACAUUCGCAUUGUAUGAAUGGAAAUUAAUCUUACCAAUUAACAGUUCGUAGAAAACUUAGUACGAAGCGAUUAGCGUGAGUAAAAGGUUUGUGUUGAGUAGAGCUUUUUGUUUCACAGAAGUGUUCUAAAGACUGAAUGCUUAACGUUUCGCCAAAAUGCUGGGUGUGCGUGUGAGUAGAAGUGUGCAAGGUGUGCAAGAAGAUAUGCGUGUAAAGGGUUUUUACUACCACUUGUGUACUUGUACUGUUCGACAGGAAUACUGCCAUUGUGAACUUGGGCGUAACAGGGAAAAGUACUACUCGUUUUUGACUAAACAAGUGUGGUGUUUUUACGCGAUUUGACCAUGGGUCUGAUAAAGAUCAAAACAAAAGGUAGAGUGCAAAAAGAAUAACGACAUAGUGAACAUAAGUGGAUUAAAGGUUGUCUAAAAACAAAGAAACAAGAGAAAGAGAAAUCGUUAUGUUUCUGUUGGAAAUAACAAAAGAUGUGGAUGUAAUGUUUUUAUUCUGCUCUAGUGGAAACAUCAAAAAGGCAGAAUCAUGAAACAUCAAGUGUUCUUAUUGCUGCUGUUCAAGUUUUUGUCAUUGGCUAUGCCUUAUGUGUUGCAGACUAUGAAAAUUACAACCGGGAGGCGUGUUAAGAUGAGAGAACGUUACACGGCAGUCGAAGACUUUACAUGCAAGCAGUUAAACGACUUGGUUGCUUUGUCUGGGCACAUCAGUAGAUCGCUGAAUGUCACGGCCAUCGACGAAAUUCUUGUGACAGAAGACGUUGAAAUGUUCUCCGCUGUCUUCUGGUCCCUGAAACCUAUAGUAGAGAUUCUUGAUCGAUUCGCCUCCAGAUACAAGGCCACGAGGAACCUUCUUGAGAUCCCAUGCGGUAUAUCAGAUAUCGAUGUUGAAAAAGGUUUAUUAUGCCACCAAGAUAACAUGCCUUUGGGUUGCCUCAUCUGCGUUCUGCUAGAACCACACAACAACGAAAUGUGUGGCUGGCUCUAUCAUGGAUAUGUUGAGGCACAACUGUAUCUAAACAGUCUGACUAUCGGUUUAUCAAGUGACAUAGAUCCAGCAGAAAGUACAAUAUCUGUCACCACUUCUGAUGCUGAAACUGGCAUCACUGGGACUUUUCCUUCGACAACAUCUGCCAAUUCUACCCACACCUUCCCUCCAAACGUCACGGGCACUCAGGAGGCCAAUUUUUUCCCCAGUAUCAGAUUAGUCGCUAUCACAGAUUGCACGAAAAGCCAACAGCUGCCCGAAGACCAAGCCGUAACGAGGUUGAACAAUUUGAACACGACCCUCUUCCGUUACAAAUCUGACGUCGACACCGGCCUUACCUUCACUGAGGAUGCGACGAGAGUCCUUAAGGCUCUGGAAAGACUAUGGGAUCCAGACGCGUCGAAGAGAUUCAGACGUAGUGUUACGGCCGAGGCGGAACAUCUUUUCAGGAGCCGCAGACAUGAGCACUGUCAGGUUAACAUGAAUGAUGAUAUGAUCGCUUUGUUGGAUCGCUUCGAAGCUGACCUGUACGCAUGGACGAAAAAUAUUUCCCGGAAGGACAGUCUUUUCGAGGCCACCUGUAGCCUGUCGAGGAUGAGUCUGGUGACUACGACUAGAGCUUCCUUCGAUGGAUUGGGUCGUCGGGACACCGAUGUUGCUGUCUCUGCUAAUCUCAGGAAUGUUCGCGCAGAGUGCUUGGUCGUUGAAAGCUCUUUGUAUGAGAAAAAAGGAAAGCUUGGGAAGGUUUUGGAAAGCAUUUCGACUGCCUUGCAAAACAUAGCUAUCGUUGAUGAAGUCAGGGUAUGCUUAUAGGUUCGAAGACAUUAAACAUUUUUAUUUCAUAUUUCCAUAGAACAAAAUAACUCAAUUACUAUUAACUGCAUUACGUCACUUUAUUGUAACGAUGGUAAUAAUGAGGUUAUAUUAUUUUAUGAGCAACUGAUUUGGUAACGCCGUUAUCAUUAGCAUUGCUGUUUCUAUUAUUAUUUUUUCCUGUGCUAAUGUGAUGAAAUUAAAGAUCAUAAUCUUCAUUUACUAAUAAGAAACACAUUUUUGUUUUCAAAGAAUUAUUUGUUUGUGUAUGAAUUAUUGGAACGAAUUUAAUUGUAAACUUAAUGACAAUACUAAUUUAUUUCAGCGCUCCAAAAGUAACUGUAACUCGUUCCAAGUUCGAAGAAGUAGAUGUGAUAAGUAAAUCAGUUACUUUUUUAUGCAUGUGACGAGAAAGGUAACGACAUUACAUUAAAAAUGUAACGAGACCACCACAGGGAAUAGUAUUAGAAACUACAUCCUAUAAUUGUUGAAUAAAAAUGUAGAAUAUAUAAUUGGGAAGCAUAUAAGUAACAUCACACACACACACACACACACACAU
Penaeus chinensis is the source of this 2449-nucleotide messenger RNA. RefSeq lists its product as uncharacterized. The transcript has 7 exons. Lineage: Eukaryota; Metazoa; Arthropoda; Malacostraca; Decapoda; Penaeidae. The record is from RefSeq and is a predicted model, not a curated record. The coding region runs from base 619 to 1890 and encodes 423 amino acids.